CUCUGCUUCGCAUAGGUGAACCCAGCUGGAGCGCUGGGAAGGCGCCGCGUGUGAAGCUCCCAGAGCUGUUCUCUCGGGAGAAAAAAGUACAUGCUCUGCCUUCGGGCUGCUCCCGAAACAGGCUGUAAGCCUGUACAAAAUAGAGGUGCCCGCUUGAUGCAAGCUGCCCCUUCCCUUGGUACCAAGGGGAGAAAUCUGUCCGCUAUGAGAGCCAAUUGCGCUGUCCCCGGGGCACCACGCGCGGGUCACCGCGGGGCACGGCAGCAGCGAGCCCGAGCAGGGCUUGGGGAGCAUCCCUCAGAGAGGGGCAGCAGGGCAGCACCCCCGGUCUGAAAGCGGAACUGCUGCCGACUUUGUGCAAACUUGUGACCCUGGCAAUUAGUUUGGCCUUUUAAACAUUUAAUUUCCCUGAUUGCGUGUUCCUUUCUGGGCACGCAUUUUUAUGCACUGGGGCUCUGACUGGAAGAGGUGGCCGGUGUCCACAUCUCUGUGAAGUCGCUGACAGCUGAAGUGUUCCGCAUGCUAGCAAGGUGAAGUCAGAGUGCUGAAACUAAUGACAACCAAAAUAAAUCACAUUUUUAGCAAUGUUUCCUCUGUAUGCCUUCAGCAACCAAAUAAUUACAUGUGUUAUGUAUACUGGGAAUAUUACUAAGUAAAACUCAUUACUAGUUCUAAUGCAUUUGUGAGUUAUCUGUUGGAACUGCCUUUAAAGUACCAUUUUGUUCUAUAGUUUUUAACAUGGAGGCAAUCAAACGCUGGAAGAAGUUGACCAAAUAUAUGUAAAUUAUUAAUCAUAUGGACUUUUUAUAGCAAGAGCAGAUGUUUUUCAGUGAUCUAGUUAAACCACAAGCUAGAGAGCCAUAGUUCCACUGAUGGUACAUAGAACUUGGGUGUUUUGCUGCUAACUUAGGUCUUUUUCCAGCACCUGCAUUUGUCCCUAAAAUAGCUCAUGAGUCAGGUUUUAAAAAAUGCUCAGCAUCUUUGCAGGCACUAAUGCUUGGGCCAUUUUUCUAAGAGGUCUGCAUACUUUGUGUGCAUAUAGUCUAAAAAGCUUUUCUGGGAAAAAAAAUCAUCUUGCUGUAUUCCAGGUGACCAAAUAAGAACCCACAUUCUCCUGCCUUUAAACAAAAUUCCUUCUGAGGGGUUGUAUUCAAACACUAUUACUAUGAGUGAGUCUUCCCUGCCUUGCUUGUUGGGCAAACUGGCUUCACAAAUCAGCUGCUGCCAUUUUCAUUACAGUUUCUGUAGGAUUUCACAAUUGCAAAGAGUUCAUUUGGCUCCUCUGCAUUUCAUGAGCCUGUUCUUGGCAGUGCUGUGUGGCAGGUAAGUGCCUUUCUGCUGCAACAGGCCAUGGGACAAUCAGUCAGUCCUGGGAGGGGAUCCAGGCAUCCAAUCCUUGCUUUAUCCAGACAGAGAGUUUGUGCAGUUAUUGGAGAUGACCUCCCCUGCUUUUGAGUGUAUUCACUCUGAACUUCUGACCUUAGUGAAAAGUUACUAGUAUGAAAGUAAUGGUAAGCAAGAAAUCAGUUCAAAUGGAAAAUAUAUGCAUUUUCUGAGGAUUGUGGGGGUUGAUACAAGCAUGACAUUAACAUGAAUCCACUCAAUCUAAGCCAGUUCUGUCAGCAAUACUGCCAAGAGGAGUGUCACAACUUUGCACUAAAUAUCAAUUCUUUUUCUUCAAAUAAUUUAAAAUGUGUAAAAGAUGUGCCUAUUUCCUGUCCAAAGAAGAACUUUUUUGUGUCCAGUAUCAGGAUUCAGGUGCAUUCUGCACAAAACCAGCCAAAAGUGAAAGAGAGAAAGGAAGAAAUACAUCCCUAAACUGGUUUCCUCUGAGAUGUGGUAACUUCAUCCACCUGCUGCUUCAGGAUUUCACUUCUUUACUCCAAGCUUUAUGAACUUGAACACAAAAGUACAUCAUCUUACUGGAACAGCAGAAGGUGACACAGAGAGCUAAUAUACAGGGAGAGACCAGUCUUUUUUGUGACCACAGUCAACCCAUGAAGAGUGAGGGCUCUCAGCCAUCUAAAAGUAUUUACUGCAUUUGCUUUAGAAUACUGUGGAGAAAAUGUAUGCUAGUCGAGAGGAUAUUGGAUAUGAUUUUGGAGAGGACUCAAAAGUUGGAAGUAAGCCAACUAAACCUAAUCCAAACAUUGAUGGAGGAUGGGCUUGGAUGAUUGUACUUUCCUCUUUCCUUGUGCACAUACUCAUCAUGGGUUCCCAAAUGGCCCUUGGAAUACUCAACAUGGAAUGGCUUGAAGAGUUUAAUCAAAGUCGGGGCUUAACAGCAUGGGUUAGCUCCCUCAGCAUGGGCAUCACGCUUAUUGUAGGUCCUUUUAUUGGUUUAUUCAUCAGCAUGUGUGGGUGCCGCACGACAGCCAUAAUUGGAGGGAUACUGAAUGCCCUGGGUUGGAUACUGAGUGCCUAUGCCUCAAAUGUGCACUACCUCUUCCUCACCUUUGGAGUGACAGCUGGCAUUGGAAGUGGCAUGGUUUAUCUCCCUGCAGUAGUCAUGGUAGGGCAAUAUUUUCAGAAGAGAAGAGCACUUGCACAAGGGCUCAGUACCACGGGAACAGGAUUUGGAACUUUCCUAAUGACUGCCUUACUGAAGUAUCUCUGCACUGAAUUUGGGUGGAGGAAUGCCAUGUUCAUCCAGGGCGCCAUCUCCCUGAACCUUUGUGUCUGUGGGGCACUUAUGAGACCACUCUCUCCCAAAGUCCUCCAUGAAAAAUAUGUGGUGAGAAGUGAUAGUGGAGAAAACCAGGCAAAAGCUCUGUCCCAUUCUACAGAGACUAUGAAAUCCAAUGGAGUCCUUGGUGAAGAACCAGAGAAAAAAGAAGAGGCAGCAAAUGAAGAAGUGCUUGGCAGUGUGCAGCACAUAGAAAUUGGAGGUAAAUCUGGAAGUGGAAGGAGCAUGUAUGGACUGCGCCUCUUUAAGACAGUGAGCCAGCUGACAAUUACAGUCAGGAAGGGCUUUGCACUCUGGUACUCCAGCUACUUUGGUGCUGCAUCACUGUUUACCAAUAGAGUAUUUGUGGCCUUUAUCAUUUGGGCUUUGUUUGCCUAUAGCAGCUUUGUCAUUCCCUUUAUUCACCUUCCAGAAAUAGUCAAGCAGUACAACUUAUCUAGGCAGGACAAUGUAUUUCCUUUGACAUCCAUUAUAGCCAUUGUUCAUAUUUUUGGUAAAGUGAUCCUUGGAAUCAUCUCUGAUCUCCCGUGCAUCAGCACAUGGAAUGUCUUCCUCAUGGCUAACUUUACCCUGGUCACCUGCAUUCUUACUUUGCCACUAAUGCACACAUACAUUGGCCUGGCUGUGGUUUGUGCUCUAAUAGGAUUUUCUAGUGGCUAUUUUUCUCUAAUGCCUGUUGUGACUGAAGAUUUAGUUGGAACUAAACACCUUGCAAAUGCCUAUGGCAUCAUCAUUUGUGCCAAUGGAAUAUCUGCUUUGUUUGGACCACCCUUUGCAGGUUGGAUCUAUGACAUCACACAAAAAUAUGAUUUUUCUUUUUACAUAGCUGGAUUGCUAUACAUGGUGGGAAUAAUAUUUUUACUUAUACAACCUUGUAUUCAAAAGACACAGCCAAGAGAAAAAUCUACAGAAGAAGCACAAGUAUAGAACAAAUUCCAGAAGUUUUUUUACAGAACUUUUUUGUUUUCAUGUUUCUCUCAUGUGACAAUAUGAAGAUGUUUUUCUUAUAGAACCAACCACAUUUAGCUGCACUUAAGUGAAAAAUAAAUGUGCUCCAUAAUGCUUAUAAAUUAUUGGAAAUAUGCUUUUAAAAUUAGUUAAGAUAUUUUACUUUAGAACCACCAAAUACAAUGAUUAAAAGCCAACUGCUAGUAUUUUAAUAUUAGAACAAUGCUAGGAAUUGUUACUCUUGCUUCUCUUUUAACUUUUCACCAUCAAGCAUUGGUGAAAAUCCAUUGACUGCAGUGCAGUUACUCUGAUUUACACUAGUCCUAUGAGAGAAUUUGGUCAGGACAUGAAGGAUUUAUAAAACUCCUUUCUACUAUGUAUUCAAUCUGACGAAAGAUUAGUUACUGAGUAUAAGAAAAUGAUUGUAUUUCUUGCCCAGCUAGUCAAGCACUGUUGAAAUGCUAUUAUAAUAAUUCCAUUAAUUCAGCAUACUAAAAUUACUAUUUCUAUGAUGCAAAUCUGAAAAAAAGUUCUUAUCUAUUUCUGAAGUGAUUCAGUUGGACUCAAUAGGUCUCUCCCAACCCAGUAUAUUCUGUGAUUCUACUUCAAUGAUUUUUAAUUUUAUUUUUUUUAAAGUAUCAACUGCAUCUAAAGUUGAUGCAGCAUACCUAGGCUGCAUUUUAAAUGCUGUGACACUUAAUGCACCUGAACUAAAAAACCCCAUGAAUGCAGAAACAGGAAACACAGAAAACAUGGAAAAUAUCAUUGUGACUGGAAAAUGUUUCCAGAAACAGUUUGAGUUCUCUGGCCCCUUUACCUAAUUAGAGUUAUUGCAGAAUUUAAUAGCAUUGCCACUGACUCCUUCCAUGGGAAUGAACUCUUCUACAGCACACUAAAUUUUGUUAUAAUUUAAUUUAAUUUAAUUGUUCACAAACUCUGUUACAUAUGAGCAGUCAUGUUGCUGCUUGUAAUGUACACCAUGAACUGACUAAGAUUCAUCAUGUUUGAGAAGUUUGUUCACUAGAAAAUUAGAUACUGCAAAGCAUGAAAUAGCUAAAGAGCAUUUAAAAUAUUAAAUAAAUUUUCUUAACAUUAUGGAUCUGGUAACUACAGUGAUGUAACAGUAAGUGAUGUAUGGUGAUACAGGGCAUAUUUUUUUCAGCUAUGAGAGGUGAGUCUGAAGUUAAUUUUCCUAUCAAAUAAGAACCACUGUAAGUUUCCAUCCUCUUAGCUUUAUGAAAGUUCUUUGCAUGAGAAAUCAGGUUCUUAGUUUAAUAUUGCUAUGUGCUGCUGGAAUUCCUUAAAAAGCAAUUGAAACAAUUCAAUUAUAUUGAAGAACUAUUGGGAAACAGCUCAGUAUGCAAUAAUAUCAAUAUCAAUAUCCUUAUCUUCUUUAUAGCUGCAAGAUUGGUUAACAAAAAGUUCUGAAUGUGUAUUGUUCUAUAUUGCAAUUCACCAGCUUCUUAGUGUUGCACUUCUACAACUGUUGGCAGGGACAUACAAAAAAUAAAACCUUAAGAAACCUGAAUUACUUUAAGAUUUACAUCAGUGCAAUCAUAUAGGGUAGUUAUGUAUGGCCUUUAAAAUUCACCUAAGACAACUGAGGUGACACUGAACUGCAACACACGGUGUGAACACACAGUCAGUAACUUCUUAAAAUCAGCUUUUGUUAUUGGAAAAAAUUUGCACGUAACUUUUCACAUCAGUUCUUUGUUACAGGUUAAAUGUCUUCUUGGUGGGAAUGCUGCUGGUGGCUCAUUUGAACUGAGCUAUCUUUUAUUGGUGAAAUAUAUAUUGUAGUCAUGAUUUCCCUCUUUUUUAUUUUUAAAAGAUAUGUAUCCUUCAUACAUAGAUCUUCACUUUGUCUUUUGUCCAAAGCAACUUUAUUUGCAUAUUACAGUAAUAAAAAAUAUGUUGUUCA
Molecule: messenger RNA, 5555 nt
Organism: Catharus ustulatus (Swainson's thrush)
Lineage: Eukaryota; Metazoa; Chordata; Aves; Passeriformes; Turdidae
Gene: SLC16A14
Product: solute carrier family 16 member 14
Exons: 6
Coding region: 2066-3613 (515 amino acids)
Biological process (GO): monocarboxylic acid transport; transmembrane transport
Molecular function (GO): monocarboxylic acid transmembrane transporter activity
Source: RefSeq, a predicted model, not a curated record